ACCCCCUUGUUUCGAAACAAAUCACGAAUUAAAAAUUCCAUAAGAGCUUUGUGUGGAUUGAAAGAAAGGUAGAAAAAUGUCUCCUGAACCAAUUGUUGGAGAUUAUCGACCAUGUGAGAAUUCAGAUGGUGAACAUGCGAAAGAUGUAGCACAAUGGGCAGUAACAGAAUACAACAUAAAACACCGCCCUGAAGGUCAUUACUUGUACCUUGUUAGAGUAUUGAAGUGCGAGUCGCAAGUGGUGGCUGGAACCAAUUGGCGUCUGCUGUUGGAGUGUAAGGAUGAAAAUAAUUGUGUGGAAAGGCGGUGUUUUAUGUUGUAUUCUGUUACUGCCCAUUGUGCUACAUCUUUCGCAUGUUCACCAUCUGAAUUCUCACAUGGUCGAUAAUCUCCAACAAUUGGUUCAGGAGACAUUUUUCUACCUU
Cucumis sativus (cucumber) is the source of this 425-nucleotide messenger RNA. Its product is annotated as cysteine proteinase inhibitor 1-like. The record is from RefSeq and is a predicted model, not a curated record. Gene Ontology annotation, molecular function: cysteine-type endopeptidase inhibitor activity. Bases 77 to 388 code for a protein of 103 amino acids. NCBI's taxonomy places the organism in Eukaryota, Viridiplantae, Streptophyta, Magnoliopsida, Cucurbitales, Cucurbitaceae. The transcript has 2 exons.